AUGCAAGAGAAGCUACAGGAGUAUUUGGUUCGGGACGGGAUGUGUCUUCUGGAUCUCCACGAUGCUGUAAGUCUGGUUAUCCAGCACAAUGAGUAUUUUGCGGUUGUAGAUUCUGGGAUACGCAAUAAUGAGGGUUUGGCAACAGGAACUGGAACCUCAGUUGUUGUGUUCAACACCUGCUUCAAUGACCUGAUGCUACACAUCGGGAACCUGAAGAAGUCGUUGGAUGCACGGUGGUAUGGUGUUUCCAGAAUUAUUGUAGAGGAGAAUUUGCCCAAAAACAGAGUCAUUGAUGGGCAGAAGUUUGAGUUUCAGUAUGGGGAUUUUGUUGCAGGACAAGUGGGCGUGGUUCAGGGACAAUUUAUUGAUGCAGAGCGUGGCACAGGCUUGCGUCACAAAGUCCGUAGAUGGCCAGUGAGUGUCUAUACUGGGCGUAGUAACAAGCUGGUCAUCCCUGAGGGAACUCCAGGCAAGCAGUUCGUUUUGCUUGUUGGAGACUCCCAUCUUCGCGCUGUUGCUGAUGGGAUAGUCAAAAUGCCAGGAGAAAAGCUGUCUUUUGGCAUUAUGGCGACUCCCGGUGCCGACGCUAAUCAGCUGCGUACAGAGGUUUCACAUGCGGUGAUUCCUCUGGUCCCAGACGCAGUCUGUCUCAUGGCACCCAGCAACAACCUUACGGCCAGCCGAACCGUUGAUGAAGCGGGACAGGCUUUUAGCCAAUAUUUGAGGACAGCGUGCGAACGCUGGCCGAAGGUCUUUGUGGUGGAUUCUGUCCCGCGACUUACGGUCCCAGGGGAAUACCAAGAGCUCAUGCGGCAAGAGUUCCACCGUCAGUCAGUACGUCUGGGUGUCAAGUAUUGGCACAUGGCUGACCAUUUCCCCCUGGGACGUCGGGAGUUGUGGUGCCCUGAUGGUAUCCACCUUAGUGAUAACGUUGGGAUGCCAAUCCUUGUGCAGUUGCUGUGGAGUGCCGCCUACCAGCAACUGGAGACACCAGCACCUGUGCCACCGGUGCAACGCCAGGUGUCUCCUAAGCCAUCUGUGCCAAGGAUUGCUCCCAGAGUGGUUGUGAAGGGGGAGGUACCAGCUACACGUCCACCCCCUUCCGAGUGGACGCUGGUGGAAUCGGGCAGGAAGAGGAACCAUUCGGGAGAAGCUGGGCAUGCCCCUGCUUCACCCAAGAGGAGGGUGGUUCCCCGCCAGGCGGAUGGCACUCCGGUGGCCUUAAGGGAGUGUUUCAUCCCACUCAAUCCUGUCCGAUUCUCUACAUCUAUUCUGGCUGCCAUGGAUAAGUCUUUUCCAUCGGCUCUUGGCGACUUUCCUACAGGCAAACCGCCCUUGCCUGAGGAACCUCGUCGCAGGUCUGCUGUCAUUAAGCAGACGCGGGUUAGGCAGCAGAGGACACCUACAACAGACGCAGCGUUGGAAAAGGUUGAGGCCACACCAAGCCUGGUGUCUGCCUGUGAUGUGCCAGGGCCCACCUGUUCUGAGGCGGUUCCGACGGCUGUCCAGGUGCCAGCGGGUGGUGGCUUGCAGCGCACACAAGAAGCCACCACAGUGUUCCUCUCCCGCAUGUAUAAUAAGAACCAUCGCUUGAUGCGCUGGGCCCUCAUCGCUCAAGAGUAUGACAUCAACAUUGUACACAAACGGGGUGCAGACAAUCAGUUCGCUGAUGCCUUGUCCAGACGAGAUGAAUGA
This is a messenger RNA of Melanotaenia boesemani (Boeseman's rainbowfish), 1695 nucleotides long. RefSeq lists its product as uncharacterized. NCBI's taxonomy places the organism in Eukaryota, Metazoa, Chordata, Actinopteri, Atheriniformes, Melanotaeniidae. The record is from RefSeq and is a predicted model, not a curated record. Bases 1 to 1695 code for a protein of 564 amino acids. The transcript is spliced from 13 exons.